This is a messenger RNA of Oncorhynchus kisutch (coho salmon), 1481 nucleotides long. RefSeq lists its product as uncharacterized. The record is from RefSeq and is a predicted model, not a curated record. Lineage: Eukaryota; Metazoa; Chordata; Actinopteri; Salmoniformes; Salmonidae. The transcript is spliced from 2 exons. Bases 665 to 1303 code for a protein of 212 amino acids.
ACAGGCCUCUCUCAUAUUUUUAAGUGGGAGAACUUGCACAAUUGGUGGCUGACUAAAUACUUUUUUUGCCCCACUGUAUAUCAUUAAGGAUUAUAGUUUUCACCUGGGUUCACCUGGUCAAUCUAUGUCAUGAAAAGAGCAGGUGUCCUUAAUGUUUUGCAAAAUCAGUGUGUUGUGUCUACUAGCUCAUUCCCACAGAAACCUGCAGAGGGAAGCCGUACCACCCAGUCACCCAUCAGACUCCAUUGUGAGACGUCUCACAGAGGAUAUUCAACCCUAAAAGCAAAUUCAAGUUACCCACAUCCUUGAAAGAAACACGUACCUCAGUAGGGAUCGAGGAGCGAGUCCAGCAGCACGCUGCUAUUCUCCAGCAUCUCGGCAGCGCCAUGGACCGCGUGCUGCAAACCAUGGAGCGAUGGAAGAGAGGAGGAAUUCCUCCAGCGUCUCCACCAGCACCACCAGUUUCAACUAUAAUCACCCCUCCUUCACCUGGUCCCAGUGGGAUUCGGCUCGCCCUCCCGAGGGAGUAUGAUGGUACAGCGGUGGGAUGUCAGGGGUUCUUGCUCCAGCUAGUGUUCCACCUGGCAACCGUCCACCGACCUCCCUCAGGCCGUGAAAGCGUGGUCUGCCUCUCAGGGAAGGACCUGGAGUGGGCCAACGUCUUAUGGCGGGAAGAAGAAGCCGUGUUGGACCAUUUUGGAAUUUCAACCGCCGCUUUCGGGCAGUCUUUGACCACCCGCCUGAGAGUAGAGCGGCGGGUGAACGUCUCAUACACCUGAGGCAGAGGACGAGGAGUGCACAGGAGUUUGUGUUGGACUUCCGGACCCUGGCCGCCGGCGCGGGAUGGAACGACAGGGCCCUGAUCGAUCACUACAUGUGCAGUCUGCGCGAGGACGUCCGUCGGGAGUUGUCCUGCAGGGACACCACUCUCAUAUUCAACCAGCUGGUGGACUUGUCCAUCCGACUGGAUAACAUGCUGGCUACCCGCGAACAUCCAGAUCGGGGUCUGUCGAUUCCAUCCCCCAGCACCACCACUCCGACGCCCAUGGAGCUGGGAGGUGCUGCACUUAGGGCAACCGGAGGCGGGGCCAUUCCAUGCACCAUCUGUGGCCGCAGAGGGCACACUGCCGGUCGGUGCUGGGAAGGUUCCUCUGGGAGUCGAGGCAGCAGGCAGGGCACUCUCGUGUCACCCCAGGUGAGUCGGCACCAGGCUCACCCAGAGCCACUGGUUGCUCACAUGGUUUUGUUUAUUAAUUUUCUUGAGAUUUCACAGAAUUCCCAGCAUAAGGCGCUCGUAGAUUGAAUUUUAUUGACAGAUCAUUUGGCCAUAGUUUAGAGAUCCCCAAUGUUCCUGUCGAUAUGCCCUUCCCUGUGCACGCCCUAGAAAGUCGACCAUUAGGGUCAGGGCUAACUAUGGAGGCCACCGCUCCUCUGGGCAUGGUUACGCAGGAGGGUCACAAGGAGAGAAUCAGUCUCUUCCU